AGGAGGAAGUUAUAUAUUAUAAAUAGACCUCACAAACAGUUCAAAAUAUAAGGCAACAUUGCGGACAUAAAAUUAUUAUAAACGUUUUUCUUUUGUGACUGUGUCAAGUUGGCUAAACAAUCGACAUGCAACAUUUGAAUCUAUAUAAUGAUUAUUUUCAGUGAGGAUGCAUCGAUAUGGAACAGGGGAAUUUACCGAUCCGAAAAGUUUUGCCGACACAUGAAAGCAUCAAAUUAUAGCCAAACUAUUUCAACGACAGAUCAUAGCCAAACAGUUUUACGGACAAAUUUUAGCGAAACAGUUUUGCCGAUAACACAUAGCAGAGCAGUUUCACCAACAAAUCAUAGCCAGAUAGUUUUGCCGACAAGUUGUAGCCAAACAGUUUUACCGGCAAGUCAUAGCCAGACAGUUCUGUAGACAAAUUAAAGCUAAACAGUUUUGACAAUAAAUCUUGGCCAAACAGUUCAUAUACUGAUAUUGAUGAAAUGAAAUUUGCACUGCUGGAAACUGAUCUACAAAACUUGACGAAUUUUAAUGACAGUCCCGACGCAAGGUAAAACUACCUGUAUUAAAAUCACAUUAGGAAAAUACGAACCAAAUUGAAAAUUAGAAUAUGCAGCCAGAAGUUAGUUAUCAGCAUAUAACAAAUGACUCUGGUUGCAACACAAAGAUUUGAAAACGUUUUUCUGUUAAGGAUUCUUGUUUUGUAUUGAAAGUACUUAUGACUAAAAGGGUCCUUCCUUUAGUCUAAAACCAUAACGGGGCAGCAUAUAACAGAUAUCACAUGUGAUGGUUUUAAUAAUAUUGCUGGGAUGAGAUGUUGCUAUACUGAAAGUGUUAAUAACAAAACAACAUUGAUCUAAAUGACAGUAAUAAAAUAGGGCAACAGAAACAGACAGGUGUUUGAUAUGAUUUGAAGAUAACAGAUGCCAGUAAACUUGACUGAGAAUUAGAAAUGAUACCAAGUGCUAUGUCUUUGUUUUAUGACAGUAGGUAAAGUCACACCGGGCUUCGCAAUAUACGUGAACUUUGAAGCUAUGUGAAAUUUGGGACACGUUGUACAUUCAUGAAUACUUUUAAAAGAAAUGUAAAAAGAGACAACUGACUUAAACACACAAACAGAAAAUAGCGCAGAGACUGAAUUAGAAUUCUAAAGAAAAGACAUUGAGGAUGAAAAAAUACAUACGUAUUGCAGCGUUAAUCUAUGUAAUAGUUUCUGUAGGUUUUGCAUUGUUUUGGAUGUUUACAGGAGGAGGAAAGGGGGUAAAAGGUUUGGUUGUUGAAGGUUAUUUCUAUCAGACAGAUGCGAAGCCUGUGAUGCAAGGCAACCAUUAUCAUUCUAAAUCAAAGCGAACAACUUCAUAUACAACAAGUACUUUAAAACGUGUAUUGCCAUGGCAGUGGAAGGAGCGAAAUGAGAACUCAUAUAUUUUGGAUAUUAUGAAAGGCGAAUCUUUUUGCGGAGGUAAUUUUACAGGAUACGAUGGGAAGUUUGCUCAACUUACUAAUGCCAUUAUUGACCCUAGUAGAGGUCAAGGAAGGCGAGGUGGUGAAAAUAUAUCAGAGGUAUUAAAUCAGCCAGAGGAAAAUGAGUACUACAUUUUACAGUCGGGAUAUUUCAAACUGAAUUGUAAGAAGAAGAUUCACUACAACUUCAAUUCAAAUUCACACCUUAGGCAAUGGAUAAAUGUGUUAAAUACAACUGUAGAAAACCCUGCUUACAAAGUAACAUAUAAUAGUUGGACAAUUGCAGUAAAGCGUUAUGAGUAUGUUAACCUGUAUCAUACAAUGACAGACUUUUAUAAUGCGUUUCUGGUAUCUAAAGCAUUUAAAAUGCAACCUGGAAACAUCACCAUAUUGUGGAUAGACGGCCACCCAUCUGGAACUCUUGACACAACUUGGAAAACUUUAUUUGGACCAAUAUUACGCGCGGGAUAUAUUCAACAGCCAUCCAUGUUUAAUCACAUGAUUUGGGGAAUAAUGGGAUAUGACAGUCCACUGAAUAUGCAUGAUAGUAAGAAUGUGCCAUAUUUGGAAGAAUUCCGAUUUUUCUUCCUAUCUAGACAUAACAUUCCAACAAAAUCAGAGCUCAACUGUACUAAGUUAAAAAUAAUGUUUCUGUGGAGAAGAGACUAUGUAGCACAUCCGCGAAAUCCAUCUGGGUCCGUCUCUAGAAAAAUAAAAAAUGAAAAAGAAUUAUUAGAUAGUGCAAUGAAACAUUUUGUCGGUGAUGACGUCUUUGGAAUUCAGAUUGAUAAGUUAGACAUGAAGAAUCAGCUAAAACUUAUAGCUAACGUCGACAUUUUGAUCGGGAUGCACGGAGCAGGUCUUAGUCACACACUGUUCUUACCUAAACACGCUGGUUUGAUAGAGCUCUAUCCCACAUACUGGUCAAAUGCUAACACACAUUUUAAAGCUAUGGCAAGGUGGAGAAAUCUUCAUUAUCUAUCAUGGAACAAUAUUGACAGAACGAAAGAACUUGCAAAUAAAUAUACAAUAGUUGAUGUUGAAGCUGUUACAGGUUUAAUUGGUAAAAUGAAGCGCAAUAUAUGCAGAUAAAAGCUAUAUGGACUGAUUAUUAUUAUUAUGUGUGUUUAUCAAAAAACAAACAGAGUUAUUGAAGUUUG
Molecule: messenger RNA, 2627 nt
Organism: Mercenaria mercenaria
Lineage: Eukaryota; Metazoa; Mollusca; Bivalvia; Venerida; Veneridae
Exons: 2
Coding region: 1171-2559 (462 amino acids)
Molecular function (GO): glycosyltransferase activity
Source: RefSeq, a predicted model, not a curated record